Molecule: messenger RNA, 1106 nt
Organism: Peromyscus leucopus (white-footed mouse)
Lineage: Eukaryota; Metazoa; Chordata; Mammalia; Rodentia; Cricetidae
Gene: Vps26c
Product: VPS26 endosomal protein sorting factor C
Exons: 9
Coding region: 78-971 (297 amino acids)
Biological process (GO): intracellular protein transport
Cellular component (GO): endosome
Source: RefSeq, a predicted model, not a curated record
GGGAGAGGGGCGGGGCGGUAGGCGGGGCGGCCGGGUCACGAGGGCCGGGACGCCGCGGCCUCUGCGGAUAACCCGAGAUGGGGACCUCCCUGGACAUCAAGAUUAAAAGGGCGAAUAAAGUGUAUCACGCCGGGGAAGUGCUCUCUGGUGUGGUGGUCAUCUCUAGCAAGGACUCUGUCCAGCACCAGGGAGUGUCCUUGACCAUGGAAGGGACUGUCAGCCUCCAGCUGAGUGCCAGAAGUGUGGGUGUGUUCGAAGCCUUCUACAACUCUGUGAAGCCGAUCCAGAUUCUCAACAGCACCAUAGACGUGCUGAAGCCAGGAAAGCUCCCCAGUGGCAAGACUGAGAUUCCCUUUGAGUUUCCUCUGCACGUCAAGGGCAGCAAAGUCCUGUAUGAGACCUACCACGGCGUGUUUGUGAACAUUCAGUACACACUGCGCUGUGACAUGCGGCGGUCCCUGUUGGCCAAGGACCUGACCAAGACCUGCGAGUUCAUCGUUCACUCUGCGCCUCAGAAGGGGAAGCUGACUCCGAGUCCCGUUGACUUCACGAUCACUCCGGAAACCUUGCAGAACGUCAAAGAGAGGGCCUCACUUCCCAAAUUCCUCAUCAGAGGACAUCUCAACUCCACCAACUGCGCAAUCACGCAGCCCCUGACAGGCGAGCUGGUGGUGGAGCAUUCGGAUGCUGCCAUCCGGAGCAUAGAGCUUCAGCUGGUGCGGGUGGAGACCUGUGGGUGUGCAGAAGGCUACGCACGUGAUGCCACAGAGAUUCAGAAUAUUCAAAUUGCUGAUGGGGACAUUUGUAGAAACCUUUCUGUCCCUCUGUACAUGGUCUUCCCCAGACUGUUCACCUGCCCAACCCUGGAGACCACUAACUUCAAAGUGGAGUUUGAGGUUAAUGUGGUGGUCCUUCUUCAUGGUGAUCACCUCAUCACGGAGAAUUUCCCGCUGAAGCUCUGCCGGACCUAGUCUAGUCAUCUGCUCACACGUGGACAUCUGUCUGGUCAUCUGCUCACACGUGGACGUCUAUCCGAUCAUCUGCUCACACGUGGACAUCUAUCUGGUCAUCUGCUCACACGUGGACGUCUAUCCGAUCAUCUGCUC